Molecule: messenger RNA, 1533 nt
Organism: Rhizophagus irregularis DAOM 181602=DAOM 197198
Lineage: Eukaryota; Fungi; Glomeromycota; Glomeromycetes; Glomerales; Glomeraceae
Product: Methionine aminopeptidase 2B
Biological process (GO): proteolysis
Cellular component (GO): cytoplasm
Molecular function (GO): metalloaminopeptidase activity
Source: RefSeq, a predicted model, not a curated record
AGGAGGAACCCCCGAUUCUGAAGCUACAAAAAAGAAGAAAAAGAAAAAAAAGAAAAAGAAAUCUGGGGCAACAAAUAAUGGUGUUAAUGAUGCUAGUAAUGGAAAAAUAACUCAAACCGAGCCACCAUCGAUCCCAGUUAGUAGAUUUUUUCCCGAUGGCAAUUAUCCAGAGGGAGAAAUAUGUGAAUAUAAAAACGACAAUUUGAAAAGGAUAACUAAUGAAGAGAAAAGAUACCUUGAUAGAAUGCAUUAUGAAUACUAUAAUGAUCUUAGACACGCUGCGGAAGUACACAGACAGGUACGACAAUAUGCUCAAAAAACCAUUAAGCCGGGAAUGACUAUGAUUGACAUUUGUGAGCUAAUUGAGAAUGGAACUCGUACAUUGAUAGAGGAGAAAGGUUUGGAAGCUGGUAUUGGCUUUCCAACAGGAUGUUCACUUAAUCACUGUGCGGCUCAUUAUACGCCAAAUGCCGGUGACAAGACGGUUCUUCAAUAUGAUGAUGUUUGUAAAAUUGAUAUUGGCACACAUGUCAAUGGUCGUAUAGUAGAUUGUGCGUUCACUCUCACUUUUAAUCCAGUUUAUGAUAAACUCAAAGAAGCAGUAAAAGAUGCAACAAAUACUGGAGUUCGGGAAGCCGGUAUCGACGUAAGACUCGGUGAUAUUGGAGCUGCUAUCCAAGAAGUUAUGGAAAGUUAUGAAGUAGAAAUUAACGGAAAGACUUAUCAGGUCAAGCCAAUACGUAAUUUGAAUGGACAUUCUAUACUUCCAUAUCAGAUUCAUGCAGGAAAAUCCGUGCCAAUUGUGAAAGGAGGUGAUCAAACCAUGAUGGAGGAAGGGGAAUGCUUUGCUAUUGAGACUUUUGGCAGUACUGGUAAAGGUUAUGUGCACGAGGACGGUGAAUGCAGUCACUAUGGAAAACGUCAUGAUGUUGGACACGUUCCUCUUCGAGUUGCCAAGGCGAAAUCGUUGUUAAAUACUAUUAACAAGAAUUUUGGUACAUUGCCGUUUUGUCGACGUUACCUUGAUCGAAUUGGCGAAACAAAAUAUGCACUCGCGUUGAAGAACUUAGUCGAUUCUGGAAUCGUGGAAUCAUAUCCACCAUUGGUUGAUAUUAAAGGCUCGUAUACGGCACAAUUUGAACAUACUUUAAUUUUAAGACCUACUUGCAAAGAAGUUGUCAGUCGUGGUGAUGAUUAUUAAUGAUAGAUUGUGCAGAAAUAAGAACGUAGCCUUAAUUUAAUCGUCUAAAAUGCAUAAUUAAAAUUUAUCUUGUGACCAUAUGAUUUUUUCUUUUCUUUCCCUCUUUAUUAUUUUAAAAUUUAUCUUUAAAUUUUACUGCAAACCAUGUGUUUUCCCAAAAAUGUACAAACACCUGUUCCGAAGACUUUGACGAAGUCAAAUUAAAAACAUCAAAUGGAUGAGUUGUAUUUGCAAUAAAUUUUAGUAUACCACUUUUCAGGACAUGAAAUGAAACUUUGAGAAUCGAAUCAUUUCACGUUUUUUGAAGUGGAUCAUAUUAAAACACCAUUUUG